AAGACACAUGUACGGUUUAGCGUUUUUGAAUGAGAACAGAAACAUAAAUUUCGAAAUAAAUAAAAUUGAAAGUGCUAAGAGCGAAGAAAAUUUCACAACAGUAACUAUUGUGUAGUUAAAUUGGUUGAAGCAGUGAACCUUGAAUUGAUGAAAAUCUAAAAAGUGUUAAAUGUAAUUUGCGUACAAAUUUUGGUAAAUUUAAACCAACAGAAAAACAAUAGAUACUGAAGUGCAAGUGCGCAACCAAACGUGUUUAAGUCGCAACAAGUGCUCCAAGUAUUAGACUCUAAGUCGCUUUUGAGUGCUAAAAUAAUUUAAAAUUUUAAAUUACAUACACAUACACAAACAUACAUAUUACAAAAACUACUGAUAAAAGAAACAAAAUGCGUCCAUUCGGCAACGAUAUCACUAAUAUUGCUAACAACAAUGGCAAUGGCAAUGGUGGUGCAAACAAUAACAACAACAACAACAAUAACAACAACAAUAACAACAUCAACGGAAUUGGCACUGGCAGUGAACACAAUGGUGGCGUGCAUAUAACUGACGAUCCUCGUGUACCUCCACACAUCGCUCGUAUGGGUGGCAUAGUGACUUGUUCACCGAUUGCUGGGCGCGGUGUGAUACGCGUGGUGGGCCGCUGCGAGGAUGCCAAGGAGAACAAUAUGUUGGACUUAUCGGAGUGUCAAUUGGUGCAGAUUCCGGAUGCAGUUUAUCACUUGAUGCGCAAUACUCAACUGAAGACCUGUGAUCUCAGCAGCAAUGUAAUCAAGAAGAUACCGGCGAAGUUCGCAAUCAAAUUCAGCCUCAUUACAGAUCUAAAUCUUUCACACAAUCAAAUGGCAAAAUUGCCUGAUGAACUGGCCGACUUAAAUGCUUUGGCGCGCUUGAAUAUUUCACACAAUUCCUUUAUUGUGUUGCCACCAGUUGUGUUCAAAAUGCCCAAGCUGCGUGAAUUGGAUGCCAGCCACAACGCCAUCAUAGAAAUCGAUACUGAUGAGAUGAUUACAAGCGACAACUUGGAGUUGGUCGAUUUGAGACACAAUCCCUUGGGUCGUACCUGCCACCGCAAAUUGAAAAAUGCCAGCACGCCAUUCCGCAUUGAAAUCUCCGAGUACAAUGAGGAUGAUGACUGGUAGACUAACGCACAACUUUUCCGUUGUGAAUGAAUUUCAAAGGGAUUGAUUCUCUAUACCCAACUCAAAUUUAAAUGAGGCAUCCAUUUAGCUUAGUUACUAGUAAUAUAUACAUACAUAUAUACUUGUAUGUAACUAAGAGUAUGCUAUAAACUAUUUUUAUACAAAUACGAAUUAACAAAGACUAACAUGACUGCAGGUCUUACACGUACAGACGUUGCUUAGUGAUUAAGUGCAUUGAAAUGUUUGUUACUCACUCAAAGCAUAUAUCUCCGAUAAGAUUGUUGAUGCAAAACUGUAGGCUCCUAAUCAUAAAAACUCAACUUCAUUGAGACUAGUAAUGAAGGCAAGAACUUGUUAAGAAGCUGCUACAUUUUUUAGAGGCCACUACAUUUCGAUAGAAUAUAGACUGGUCAAAUUUGAAGUAAUUUGUGCCAAAAUGUCAUCGAUGAGAGUAUAAAAUCUGUGUAUUUUGUUAGUCAAAAAUACUUUUAAUUAUAUUUUGUCGCGCGUUUAAGAAACGGAGGAAAUGCUAGAAGGCACAAUUUACUAACAUCAAAUAUGUUAUCCUAACCGUGCUUGCAUUUGGAAGCAUCAAAGCUUUUAAAGUUUGAAUACCAAAGAUACUUAAUUACUGACAAUUUAUGAAUAAGUGAUGAUUUUAAUAGACAUUAAGUUAAGACAAAUUGAAAAAUGCGUAGUUUUAAGUUUUUUGAAUGUGAUUUCUAUCCUAAAAUAACUUUUAAUAAAUGCAUAUUAGUUUAGAAUGAAAGGAGAUUAAGCGAAAAAUGCUAGAAAAGUUGAUGGUUUUGUCUGUGAAUAUUGUAGGUAUACUUAAAAUUUCUCAGCGUACUUAGAGAAGACUAGUCAGAAAAAUUGUAUGGUACUUAACCCCAUUUUCGAAACGACUGCCUAUCGAAAAUAACGUAUUUUUAAUUUUUAUGUAUUUUUAGUUGAUUUUUGUAGUGUAUUCUAUAUGUAAAAAUUUUAUUUAUAAUUUUUUUAUUUUUUAUUUUUGUUAGAUGAGCAUAAAUCAUAAUAAUUAUCUGUUUUUGUUGUGAUUAGGUUUUUUAAUUUUGUAACUACGUGCAAUUACCAUU
This is a messenger RNA of Anastrepha obliqua, 2233 nucleotides long. It is a transcript of the gene Sclp, whose product is annotated as leucine-rich repeat-containing protein 20. The coding region runs from base 384 to 1136 and encodes 250 amino acids. Lineage: Eukaryota; Metazoa; Arthropoda; Insecta; Diptera; Tephritidae. The record is from RefSeq and is a predicted model, not a curated record. Gene Ontology annotation, molecular function: protein binding. The transcript has 4 exons.